AUGGCUAUGACAUCUAAUAAUGUUCAAAAUUGUUCAUCGUGUUCAGUUUUGUGUGCCGAAUUUGAUACACCUGUUAAAUGCGAUCGAUGCAUUUCAGUAUUUCAUACUAAAUGCACCGGCCUAUCACCGAGCGAAUUAAAAUGUCUUUCUUUAAAAACUCGUAAUUUAAAAUACUUUUAUGAAUCCUGUAAUAAUGGAUUACGCGACAUUCCAGAAUUAAAAAUGCUAAUAAACCGAUUGCUUAGUGAAGUUAACGAACUUAAAAAUCAAAAAAAAAAUGGUAAUAAUGUUUCACAUUAUUCUGAAGAAUUCAUCAUUAAUGAGAUCGGCGAUCGUAAUAUGAGAGCCUCAAAUCUAAUAUUAUACAAUGUUCCAGAGUCCAACUCAGAUAACACCGCCGACAGAAUUGCUCACGGCUCUAAUGUUGUAAGUAAUCUUAUUGAUUCAAUUAUUAUUGGUGAUAUAAAUAUUAAACCGGUAAAAUUAUUACGUUUGGGUAUUCGUGUUCAUGAUAAAACUCGUCCAAUUAAAGCGAUAUUUAAUUCAUCAAUUGAUGUCUUUGAAAUACUGAAAUCUAAGAAAAAAUUAUUAUCACUUAAUCCACCUUCCAAUAUUGGUAUCAGCUCGAACCGUACGUUGUAUCAAAGAAACUACAUGAAAAAACUUCGUGAAAAGCUGGAGUCCAGAAGAUCAAGUGAUGGUGGUAACGAAUUAAUUAUCAGAUACGUAAGAGGUACUCCAACAAUAGUUUCCAGAAAUGACCGUCCUAAUACUCGUGGAAAAAUUUUUUUUUAA
Molecule: messenger RNA, 795 nt
Organism: Macrosiphum euphorbiae (potato aphid)
Lineage: Eukaryota; Metazoa; Arthropoda; Insecta; Hemiptera; Aphididae
Source: the annotation of a GenBank genome assembly